UCACAGGAGGGUGGGGCGUGUUUGCAGCAGGGGGACAGACAGACAGACGGGGAGCUGGUCGGAGCGAGAGACCCGGAUUCCUCCAGCAUCAGGAUGUUCUUUACGUGUGGCCCCAAUGAGGCCAUGGUGGUCUCGGGCUUCUGCCGCAGCCCCCCAGUGAUGGUGGCAGGGGGCCGGGUCUUCGUCCUCCCCUGCAUCCAGCAGAUCCAGAGGAUCUCCUUGAACACGCUGACCCUGAACGUGAAGAGUGAGAAGGUUUAUACCCGGCACGGGGUCCCCAUCUCUGUCACCGGCAUCGCCCAGGUGAAGAUACAGGGCCAGAACAAGGAGAUGCUGGCGGCUGCCUGCCAGAUGUUCCUCGGCAAGUCGGAGAGCGAGAUCACCCACAUCGCGCUGGAGACGCUGGAGGGGCAUCAGCGGGCCAUCAUGGCCCACAUGACUGUGGAGGAAAUCUACAAGGAUCGGAAGAAGUUCUCAGAGCAGGUUUUUAAAGUGGCCUCUUCAGACCUGGUCAACAUGGGCAUCAGCGUGGUGAGCUACACGCUCAAGGACAUUCACGAUGACCAGGAUUAUCUGCACUCGCUGGGGAAAGCCAGGACCGCCCAGGUGCAGAAAGACGCCCGGAUGGGGGAAGCUGAGGCCAAGAGAGACGCCGGCAUCAAGGAGGCCAAGGCGAAGCAGGAGAAGCUCUCUGCCCAGUACUUAAGCGAGAUCGAGAUGGCCAAGGCGCAGCGGGACUACGAGCUGAAGAAAGCCACCUACGAUAUCGAGGUGAACACCCGCAAGGCCGAGUCCGACCUGGCCUAUCAGCUGCAGGUGGCCAAGACCAAGCAGAAGAUCGAGGAGCAGAAGAUGCAGGUGCUGGUGGUGGAGCGGACCCAGCAGAUCCAGCUGCAGGAGCAGGAAAUCAUCCGCAAGGAGCACGAGCUGGAGGCCACGAUCAAGAAGCCGGCCGAGGCCGAGCGCUACCGGCUGGAGAAGCUGGCGGAGGCCCAGAGGUGCCAACUCAUCAUGCAGGCGGAGGCUGAAGCAGAGUCCCUGAGGGUGAAGGGGGAGGCGCAGGCGUUCGCCAUCGAAGCUAAGGCGCGGGCGGACGCCGAGCAGAUGGCCAAGAAGGCGGAGGCGUUCCAGCAGUACCAGGACGCCGCCAUGGUCGACAUGCUGCUGGAGAAGCUGCCCCAGGUGGCGGAGGAGAUCAGCAAGCCGCUGAGCGCGGUGAAGAAGAUCACCAUGGUGUCGAGUGGGAGCGAGGGCGUGGGCGCGGCCAAGAUGACUGGGGAGGUGCUGGAAAUCAUGAGCAAACUCCCGGACACUGUGGAGAAACUCACCGGCAUCAGCAUCUCCCAGGGGGUCCAGAGGCGUCCGUGACUCUGUUCUGCGAUCAGGGUUCCUGGGAGCGACGUGCUGACGCUGCUCCCCCUGUCGGUUUUGCCUCCUGCUCACAGAUGAGUCAGAAGAAGCCGGGGCGAAUGUCCUAGUCGCUGGAAGUCAGGGGGGCUCUGCCCUGAGCCGCGCAUGUCCCUGAGCCCCCCCCCCCCCCAUUCUCCUUGCUGUGUGUGCGUCUCAGGCCCCCCCUCAUGCUGGCUGCCCCCCGAAGGGGGGAAUGUGCAGGGCACCAGCCACUGAGCCCCGUGGGUCAAUGCCACCUCCCAUGUACCCUCGCCAGCCCCCCAACCUCUCCCCCUCCCUGAAGAGCUGGGGGGGGGUUUGCUCCCCCACCACCCUAACCUCGCCUGGACCUUGUAUUCCUGGGGGAUCAGCCCCACAGACCCACCCUCUCGCUCCGUCAUCUCUUCACAUCCAAGAUCAUCCUGAAGGAGAUGCUCCGUCACCUCCAGCUCUGGAACGGCGGGUACCAUGUCUUUAUUGUCAUUCAGGAGGUGCAGCUUUGAAGUCUGUUUUCUCAAGAGCCGCAGAGUGAGAAACAAACCCUUUAUACUGCAGGAAAGCUUGGGAUUUCCUCUUUUCAACGCCGCCAACCUCUUAAUUCUACUCCUAAUGCAGCCUGAGAUAUCUCCCCUUAAAGCCCCAUCGUUUUCAGAAGCCUCUGGCUUCCUUUUCCCUUGCACCAGCCCGCAUUUAGCAGCUCAUAUCUCUCUUUUGGCUAAAACCACAAGUAAAAGUCAGAUACCAUCUGAAAGCCGACAGCCCCAGCUUCGAAACAACACCUGCCGCACAUCUCUACUGUGCGGCGUUUGUAAGAUAUCAGCUGCUGAAGCCGGGUCAGAGAAGCAAGCCAAGAAGGUAAUCAGACUGAUGUGAAAUGUCAGGUCGGCCAGUUGAUGGCUGCCGGGAGCUCUGGAGUUUGGUAUUUCGUGGCCAGCCGGGGCUGUAAAUGCUUUAGAUGCUCCUCCGUAGCACCAGCUCCAGGUGUGGGUCAGGAAAAGACAGGAGUGAACCCCUUUUGGGGAGGGGAUGGGGCAUAGCCCCCAGCUUCCAGCAUUUGCAGCGUCUCUGGAUGUGGGGUAGACAUGGGGGGAGGAGAGCUGGGGUGGGAUGCAGCUGUAGGUAUCUCAUUGCCACUAAGGGGCACAGGAUGAAAGGGGGCAGAGGGGCUUUCAAGCCAUUGCCUCCGCUGCCGAAACUGAUUUUCACUCACUCACUGCGGCC
Malaclemys terrapin pileata is the source of this 2610-nucleotide messenger RNA. RefSeq names its product flotillin 1 (gene FLOT1). Gene Ontology annotation, biological process: regulation of receptor internalization; positive regulation of cell-cell adhesion mediated by cadherin; positive regulation of cell junction assembly. NCBI's taxonomy places the organism in Eukaryota, Metazoa, Chordata, Testudines, Emydidae. Gene Ontology annotation, cellular component: plasma membrane. The coding region runs from base 94 to 1368 and encodes 424 amino acids. The record is from RefSeq and is a predicted model, not a curated record. The transcript has 13 exons.